AUGACAAUCGUUGUUCGAUCCCUGACAGAUUUCAUAUCAUCAAAGACAGCAUCUACAGAAGGAGUCGUGACCGAAUUCGUUUUUAAAGAACAGUCCUUUGUGACGUACUUUAUCAAACUCAUUCGUCACCAUUUUAUUUCCAACUUCUGUCUAUCUAUCUAUCUAUCUAUCUAUCUAUCUAUCUAUCUAUUUAUCUAUCUAUCAAUUUACGUCAGUCUGCUCAUAUCUAUCUCAGUCUCCUCUUAUCUCUCACUCUUCUCUCUUUCGAUCUAUCUCAGUAUGUUCAUAUCUAUCUAUCUCAGUCUGUUAGCAUCUAUCUAUCUAUCUAUCUAUCUAUCUAUCUAUCUAUCUAUCUAUCUAUCUAUCUAUCUAUAUCACUCUGUUCAUAUCUAUCUCAGACUCCUCUUAUCUCAGUCUCUCUCUUUCGAUCUAUCUCAGUAUGUUCAUAUCUAUCUACAUCAGUCUGUUUAUAUCUAUCUAUCUAUCUAUCUAUCUAUCUAUCUAUCUCAGUCUGUUAACCUCUAUCUAUCUAUCUAUUUAAGCCUGUUCAUUAUGCCAACUAAGUCUUCUCGAAUAUUCAGGUCGUUCAUUCACUUUCGCUUUCUCUCUCUACUCUACUUGUCCAUCUGUACCUAUCUCUGUAUAUCUAUUCCCAAAAUGCUAAUCACAAUCUAUCUAUCUAUCUAUCUAUCUAUCUAUCUAUCUAUCUAUCUAUCUCUCCCUAUCUAUCUAUCUAUCUAUCUAUCUAUCUAUUCCAUUAUUUUCAUUAUUUUCAUUAUCUAUCUAUCUAUCUAUCUAUCUAUCUAUCUAUCUAUCUAUCAAAAUCUUUUCAUAUCCGUGUAUGCAUCUAUCUCUCUUACUAUCUAUCUCAGUCUUUUCAUUAUCUAUCUAUCUAUCUAUCUAUCUAUCUAUCUAUCUAUCUAUCUAUCUAUCUAUCUAUCUAUCUAUCUAUCUAAAUCAGUUAAUAUCGCUCAGUCUCCGUCUGUAAAUCCAUGUAUAUAUCUCGCCAGGUCCGAAUUAUCUUUCAUAUGUUAUACAAAUUUAUAUGAAAUUUCUGUCCGCCAUUAUCCCCACCUGCGUCUUUUUUGCAUGUUUUCUCUUGCUUCUCUCUCCGUCUCUUAUUCUUGCUACAUGUUACUGUAG
Acanthosepion pharaonis is the source of this 1143-nucleotide messenger RNA. The record is from the annotation of a GenBank genome assembly. NCBI's taxonomy places the organism in Eukaryota, Metazoa, Mollusca, Cephalopoda, Sepiida, Sepiidae.